Molecule: messenger RNA, 475 nt
Organism: Lecanosticta acicola
Lineage: Eukaryota; Fungi; Ascomycota; Dothideomycetes; Mycosphaerellales; Mycosphaerellaceae
Source: the annotation of a GenBank genome assembly
AUGUCGAAUCAACUGCUUCCCCUCGAGCUGAUCGACAAAUGUGUCGGCUCGCCAAUACAGGUGAUCAUGAAGGGCGACAAAGGUUUGUCUAGCAAGGAACUCGUUGUGCCGUGCAAAACAGAGCGACUAAUUCUGACGGCAGAAUUCAGAGGCAUCCUUCAAGGCUUCGAUGACUUCGUCAGUAUGUUGAGCUCCUCCGCAUGAAUUGUCUUUGAAACUCCCUCUGACCGGCUACUAGACAUGGUCCUCGAGGAUGUCACCGAGAUGUAUGUCCUAAUCUGAAGCAAUGGGCCAGAAUGCUGUACUCACACACACUGCUCUAGCGACUAUACAUCCGGCAACACAAAGCUUCCGAAGAUUCUCCUCAACGGCAACAACGUCUGCAUGGUACUUAAGCGGCCGUUCAUGAAAGUUUUCAGCGGCAGUAGCUAACGGAACGUAGCUCAUUCCUGGAGGCCUACCAGACGACCAGUGA